Penicillium subrubescens is the source of this 3392-nucleotide messenger RNA. RefSeq lists its product as uncharacterized. The transcript has 4 exons. Gene Ontology annotation, biological process: DNA-templated transcription; positive regulation of transcription by RNA polymerase II. The record is from RefSeq and is a predicted model, not a curated record. Gene Ontology annotation, molecular function: sequence-specific DNA binding; zinc ion binding; DNA-binding transcription factor activity, RNA polymerase II-specific. NCBI's taxonomy places the organism in Eukaryota, Fungi, Ascomycota, Eurotiomycetes, Eurotiales, Aspergillaceae. The coding region runs from base 656 to 3121 and encodes 821 amino acids.
CGGAAGACCAUCCGUCGCUUCCCAAAACCCAAGCUCCAAUUCCCCCCCGUCGAUCCAGAUCUGGACCGAGGAAUGCGCGCGACUAUCAAGUACUCAACACUCUUCAGUUCAGACCACUAGUCAAAGUACUACGAUAGUAGUGACUACUACGGAGUAUAGUACACUACUAAAGUACUACAACUGAGUUGUAGUACCUGGUGGCCCAAGGUACCUUUCCUCCUCCCACCACCACCACCACCACCACCGACCGUGCGACCAAACUCGCACUAGUCCCCACCAUCCACGGCCACUGCCACAACCACUUUCAGUCCCGGCCGUAACCUACGCGGUAUCAGCCCGACUGCAUUUUGAUACGAAGUCUUCAUUUUCUCGUCCCUCUUCGGCCCCUUGCCUAGUUGGUUUUUCCUCGCUGGAAUCUCUACCCUUGCCGACCCGGUGAAUCUCUCGUGUCACUCACUCAUCCUUCCUCCUUCACCGUCGCCCACCCUCCCGCAACUCUCCGAGAGCCGCAUGACGGGACCAUGUCGAUAGCGCCAAGGGCAUCUGGUGGACCGAUCAAACGUGCUUUGGAUGGCAUCCUCGUCCAACACCCACGCAUGUGACUUCUCCUUUCUUUUGACAUCUCGCUCCGGGCUUGGGGGUCUCCCAACGAGCCAUGACCGAGAGCGCCCAACCCUAUCCAGGGCAGCCAUCCCCGGAAUCCUUCUCAUUCGAACCCCCCGACGGUCGCAUCGCGCACACAUUGACAGCCUGCACGAGGUGUCGACAGCGGAAAUCUAGAUGUGACCCCGGAAUCCCUCGAUGUGCGCCCUGCGAACGAAGCAAUGCUAAAUGCGUGUACUACGACUCGGCCCGCGAUGCCACCAUCCCUCGAACCUAUAUCGUAUCGUUACGGGAGAAAGCUCGUGCACUCGAGAAAGAGCUGGCCAAGGCCGAACAGGAAAUUCAGCACACGGCCGAUGCGGAGUUGAUGGUGCGGGGCGCUGGACGUAUCCGCUUCUCAGAUAAUGACGAGCCCCGGUAUCUAGGCGCCUCGAGUGGCAUUGCCAUGACUCGUCUGGUCAUGGAAAUUGCCAAGCAAAACACCGAUUCGAAAAGCAUCAAAGAUGUUGUCCCCGAGUUGACCGCCCAAGAAAUCAAGGCGGCCUUUGCCCAGGAGGACACGAAACCCACGUCCAAGGUUUAUCCUAUGAUCAGCUCGAUCCCGCAGGAUAGCUUACCUCCCAGGAGUCUGACAUACAAAUUGAUCGAUCUCUUUGUCGCAAAAGCCCAGGCAUUGCUCCCAACUUUACACGUUCCAAGCUUCCGACAAGAAGCCGAAGAGGUCUUCAAUGGCUCUACCGACCCCUGUCAUAACUUUCAACUGCGAAUGGUCAUUGCAAUCAGCAUGCAAAAACUGAGCCCAGACUAUGCAGGCCUGGCCGACAGCUAUUACCUAGCUGCCUUACCAUUCUUAGAGCCAACCCUGAAACACAUGGACUUGCGCGCUUUGCAAUGCCUGGUCAUGAUUGCGCAAUAUUCAAUGUUGACGCCAACAAGGACAGCGUCAUUCUGGGUGGUCGGUACAGCAGUAAGAAUGUGCCAGGAGUUGGGCUUCUGUGAAGAAGCCACCAUCGCUCAAUCGUCCAACGGCAAGCCUCUCAAUCCAUUGGAGCUCGACAUGCGCAGACGGCUCUUCUGGAUUGUUGCAUCUAUGGAGUUUGGUUUAUCCCAUAGUCUAGGACGUGCUAGCGCCCUCAGCGUGACUCACGACAACCUCAAUGUCAAGUUCUUCGAGUUGGUGGAUGAUCGGUAUAUCACGGCGGAAGGCAUCAAUCCCCACGCGAAACCAGUCCUUGCCAAGUGUAUUGCGAUCCACUUUCUCAAGAUGCGACUGCUCCAAUUGGAGGUGCGCCGUGCACUCUACUUGAACCGAUGCGAGACCCCAGCACAUGAUCAAGAUCCUUGGUUCUCUCAGAUGUUGUCUAAGAUUGACCACUGGGUUGACACUUGUCCCAAGAAUGACGAUGGCAGUGGUCUUAACGUGAAGUGGUUUCAAGGUAGACGAAACACGAUUGUCAUUCUAAUGUAUCGCCCAUCGCCUCAAAUUCCCGAACCCUCGGUCCAGGCGGCCAAGAUAUGCUACGACGCGGCGACCUUCAACAUCGCCAUGCACCAGGAGCAGACUAUCACCGGAUCUGUGGAUCUCACUUGGAUUUUUACCCAGUCCCUCUUCAUGGUGUUUAACACUGUUCUCUGGACACUUUCGUACCCCGAGAUCCGAAAAGAGCACCCCAUUGAGGAAGUCCAAAGUUACUUGGACAUGGCGUUGGAAAUCAUAGUCUAUGCCGCUGAACGAUGGCCUGGUGUGCAAUCUGCAUUGAUCCUUUACAAGCGUCUUGUCGCGGCUUGUUUGAAGGCGUACAGCACCGAGGAAUCGUUUGUGGUGCAAUCGCCAUCCAACCAUCCUACUCCAACCUCUUCGCAGGGCGUCACCACUCCUCCUGCCAUGUCGAGCCCAUCAACAAGUACGACUGCAUCUUAUUACUCACAUAACCAUCGCGGUGGCAAUCUAUCAAUUGGCGAUAGUGCUUCAUCUGGUACUUUCUCCAGAGGCCCCUCCGCCGACCCCCCAGGCCCCUUUUCCCACGUCACGCAAGAUUCUACGCCUCCAGCAUAUGCUCCGGAUCCGCCAAAAACGAUUGGCGUUUCCCCUGUGACCCCGGUAUAUAGCAUGCAGCCCACCGCGACACCUUCCAGCACCGGACCGCAGUAUUCAUCGCCCGCCUACUGUGCCCCAUCCGGGCUCUUCUCGGAUGUUUUGAUUGACCCUAAUACCCCCUACAACACGAUGCCCUCGGUAGUUCCCGGGCUCCAAGGCUGGGACCCCAAUUUCUCACUUGCUUCUACUACUGCCAGCCAUCUGGCCUACAUCGAUGCGACCGUGGAUCCGAUGCAAUGGACAUCCUCUAUCGGAGAUCAAUACUCGAAUUACUUCAACGAGCCCUUCCCCAUACCUCCCUGGCGCGAACGUACCCUCAGCCAACAAGAACAGAUCGAGCUUAUGGCGUCGCUGGAGCACAACAUACCCGACGUAUCCGCGCAAUUGGUCCGCGAAUCUAAUGCAUUCUACCAGUCGUAAGAGUACCCGGCAGAUGCCGUUACUUGACCGACUUGGCCACUUCCACAACCUUCCCAAAGCACCUUGGCAGUUUGGAGCAUUGGCGAAAUGGGGGUUGCCUGUGUGCGUAAGGAGUUUGGUAAAAGAUCUUUUGUUUUUCAUUCUUGACUGCGUUUGGGGUUCUUUACUGUCUUGACUUGAAACCUUGGAUCCUCAGGUCUCCUUUGACAUAUACCUCUUUGAAUGCUCAUCUUGCAGUGACUGAACUAAUCUAGCCUUUGUCAUAUAUAAG